Molecule: messenger RNA, 1527 nt
Organism: Chondrus crispus (carragheen)
Lineage: Eukaryota; Rhodophyta; Florideophyceae; Gigartinales; Gigartinaceae
Exons: 2
Coding region: 1-1494 (497 amino acids)
Source: RefSeq, a predicted model, not a curated record
AUGCCUGAUGUGCAGGCUUACGAGCAAUUCCUCUCGAAAGAGACGGCGUCGCAGUUGAAAAAGGAGACAGAAGACUCAGCCUCAUACUACCCGAUAUCGGCCUCCGGCGUCACAGUUGGUGUAUGCCGUUCCUCUGAGCUGCCAUCAGGUGUGGCUCUACCAGCAGGCAUCGAGCUUGGCACUACUGCUCUUUCUGCUGAAGUCCUCCUCCAAGCCGAGAAUACAUCACCCAACCUUAUUGCCGUCCGCUUCCGAGCGUUGCUCGGUGUACGGCCCAACGACAUCGACGCUACCGUGCAGACAUGCCAAAAGGCACGUCUCGUCACGAUCGAUGGUGCAGUGCUGGGGGAUGGACAGAAACUGAGUCAAAUUGCUAGAAAGCGCGGAAUGUCGCAGACCUGUGAGGCCAGUCUGUUCACCGACGGAAAUGCGCGUGCGAAUCUGGUUGGAUUAUACAUUGCGAAUGACGACAACACUUUGAAUUCAAUUCAGCAAGUCAGCGUCAAUGCCAUUGUGUAUUGUGGUGAGGACGCUACACGGGAAGCUGUGGCGGACUUGAUCGCAACAGCAGUGCGCAGAGUGCUGACGACGGCGAGGGAUGUGGCCGAGGACAUGUCCGUGUGCAUGGCUCAUUACCCGCUUUUCGGGUGCGGUAUUUCUGCAACGGUGGUCUCGGCCGCGGAUGAGGAAACUGGAGACGAGUCGGGCGAAACGCGUUCGGCUUGGCGACGGAAGACUCAAGAACAGUUUGUGUUGCCGCUGGACCGGCCGUUUCUGCGAAAGUCAUGUCGAGUUUACACCGCGGAGGCUUCGAAGAAUGAGGUUGGUGAUGGGGGCCAUCCGGGAAGGUUGGCCGAUGUACAUCAUGGAAUCAAAACUCAUGGCCUGGGUGAUGAGGGGGUGGCCGUGCAUCUAGUACAAAACAAGUAUCUAUACUGUCACUACAUGCAGGAUAGGUUUAACGAUUCGGGGUGGGGAUGUGCGUAUCGAUCGUUGCAAACGGUGCUUAGUUGGUGUGCAUUUGAGCGAUAUGCGCAGUUUGAAAAGGGUGUUUUGCCGACACAUAAAGAUAUCCAAAGGGCGCUCGUCGAUGUAGGCGACAAGCCCCCGACGUUUUUUGGAUCGAAGGAAUGGAUAGGUGCAAAUGAAGUGUGCUAUGCGCUGGAGAAAUUAACGGGAGUAUCGAGCAGGAUUUUGCAUGUGAGCCGGGGGUCAGAAAUGGAAGGAAAAGGGCGUGAGCUAGCGAGGCAUUUUGAUGAGCAGGGGAGCCCCGUCAUGGUUGGAGGCGGCGUGCUUGCGUGGACAAUUCUGGGAGUGGCAAGGAACGAGAAGACGGGAAAGACUAAGUUUUUGAUUCUGGAUCCGCACUACGAAGGACGAGAUGAGUUAAGUACGAUUCAAAAUAAGGGAUGGAUCGCUUGGAAAUCUGCGGAUGUGUUCAAGGCGGAUGCGUUUUACAAUCUAUGCAUGCCGUUGAGGCCGUCGGAGGUUUGAUGGAAUACCUGUGCAUUAAAGAGAACUCACUUA